UAGGAGUAUCAAACAAAAGCUCCCCAAAAAACCGUUGACUUGCUGUAGCAAUAAUAAUUAUCAAGAACAAGAAGAGAGAUGGCUGUUGGUGAAAUAGUGUUGAAUUCCGGCUAUAAGAUGCCGGCGCUGGGAUUCGGCACCGGCUCGCCUCCAUCUCCGCCGGCACACGAGCUCACCGCCAUCAUCGUCGACGGCAUCGCGGCCGGAUACCGCCACAUCGACACCGCCGCCAUGUACGGCACGGAGGCGGCCGUCGGCGCAGCGGUGGCGGAGGCGGUGGAGCGCGGCCUCAUCAAGAGCCGCCGUGAAGUCUUUGUUACGUCCAAGCUUAAUGUGUUCGACACUCAUCCAGAUCUUGUGCUUCCUGCCCUCAAACAAACUCUUAGUGAUCUAAAGUUAGACUACGUGGAUCUCUACCUUAUACACUGGCCAUUAAGAAUCAAGAAAGGUGCCAACGUGUCUAAUCUAAAAGGAGAAGACUUGCUUCAUUUUAAUGUUAAAGAGGUUUGGGAGGCCAUGGAAGAGUGUUGUAAGUUGGGAUUAGCCAAGUCUAUUGGCGUCAGCAACUUCAGCUCUGUUAAACUCUCUAACCUCUUGGAAUUCGCCACCAUUCCGCCCGCGGUCGACCAGGUGGAGAUGAAUGUAGCAUGGCAGCAACAAAAGUUGGUGAAGUUGUGCAAGGAUAAGAACAUUCAUGUCGCGGCUUGGUCUCCUCUCGGAGCAAACGGUGCGUUCUGGGGCACCCUCGCGGUUAUGGAAAGUCCUGUUCUCAAAGAAAUUGCAGCUUCGAGAAACAAGACUGUGCCACAGGUGGCAUUGAGAUGGAUAGUUGAACAAGGUGUAACUCCAAUAGUGAAGAGCUACAACAAGGAGCGGAUGAGGGCAAAUCUUGAAAUUUUCAACUGGGAACUAAGUGAUGAAGAUAUCUGCAAGAUUCAAACGAUUCCUCAAGCAAGAGCAUUGAAAGGAGAUAGAUUUAUUAUUCAAGGUCAUGGGGAUUACAACAGUGUUGAAGAAUUCUGGGACGGAGAACUUUAAUGAAACAUCGAUCUUCUGUAACCCAUUCGAGCAAUUCGAUUUUCUUUGUUGUGCACUGAAACUCUUUUAGCUCAAAUUCAGCUUUGGUUGCCUAUACACACUCUCUUUUCUGCCA
Molecule: messenger RNA, 1153 nt
Organism: Salvia hispanica
Lineage: Eukaryota; Viridiplantae; Streptophyta; Magnoliopsida; Lamiales; Lamiaceae
Product: rhazimal reductase 1-like
Molecular function (GO): oxidoreductase activity
Source: RefSeq, a predicted model, not a curated record